GUUUUGGACGUCGUUGAGUGCUAAAAUAACCAAACUUUUCCAAAGUUUGUUAAGCCUUGUAUCGAAAUCAAUCUAUUAAAAAAAAAAAAAAACUUUGGCACAUUUUGCACGCACACUGUUAUUGUGCGAGUAUAGAAGCGGGUGAUGGACAGGUUACAGUAUUUCGGACCGGAGAUAUGGCACAUCAAAGCGUGGCUAGCUAACCAACGGUAACUGGUAACCGGCUAAGCUGGCGGGGUCUUCGCCUAAGUCUCGCAAACCGCUCGUUUACAUCUGUUAAUAAAUUUCGUUCUCUUCGGAAUUGUCUCCCUGUAAGUUUUCUAAUAUUGUAUGAACUUUCCUAUGCGUCUGUGCAUAUAAAAUAAUCCCCUCAUUGCGACAUGUUAAUAUCGUCUAUAGUCUUUGUACGAAUGUACAUACACAUAGUUUGGGGUCGCUUCUUAAACCUAACAGCCUGAGGGCUCAGUCCGGACUUCCCUUUCAGAGGAAAAAGUAAGUGUUUGAAAAUUAGCUAUUUUUCAUUUUACCCCCUCAUGGACAAUAAAAGGGGGUCAGGGAAGUAUUUGUUCUCGUCAGUUAAAAUAUGUAUCAUGUGUUUAUAUAAAGUUUGGUUUGAGCUAUGCGCUUAAAUGAGUUUUAUUUUCUGGCACGUUUUUGAAAAACCGUCGUUAUUAAAAAAAAAAAAAAAAGCUUUGUUCUCGUCGUGUUUUGAAGUUAUGUGUUCGUUAUUUUUUAUAUUAUUAAUUCGUUCUGCGUCGCGUUUUGAAUAACUCGUUACUUCGUCUUCCAAAAUUAAAAUAACACGCUAAAACACACCAACGACGCUCCUGUCGCCAACUAACUACGUCAUCAACCCGCGUCCACUGUUGCCGUUGGUUACUAGACGCACGCGCUGAUCGGCCGUUGACGUGCUGUUCUUUGUAAAUGCGCUCAAGAAUGUAAGUGCUAUGACGUUAUUAAAAUGCCGAAGCGGGCAAAGUUACAAUAAAAUCAUCAGCUACGAAUUUCAUUGGAAUGUGCAUGUUGCACCGGAUAGUUUGUUAUGCAACUAAAGGUCAGAAGGUGAUUGAUCAUCCGUAACGCCAGUCCGUCUGCGAUGGAGCAGUACCAUGUUUUUGAGAUGAUAGGCGAAGGCUCCUUUGGCCGAGUGUACAAAGGUCGUCGAAAGUUCAGUGGUCAGGUUGUGGCUUUAAAGUUCAUGCCUAAAUUGGGUCGCUCUGAAAAAGAGCUGCAGAGCCUGAAGAGCGAGAUUGAGAUCAUGCGAGGGCUCAAGCAUCCGAACAUAAUACUGCUUUUGGACAGUUUUGAGACACAAACAGAGGUGGUAGUGGUGACCGAGUACGCUGAAGGCGAUUUGUUUCAAAUCCUGGAGGAUGAUGGAAGUUUACCCGAGAGCCAGGUGCGUGAGAUAGCUUGCCAACUGGUAUCUGCCCUGUAUUACUUGCACUCCCAUCGUAUAUUGCACCGCGACAUGAAACCACAAAACAUCCUUCUGGGCAAAGGGGGUGUGGUGAAGCUCUGUGACUUUGGAUUUGCUCGUGCCAUGAGUGUUUCCACUCUGGUGUUGACCUCACUUAAGGGGACACCUCUGUACAUGUCUCCAGAACUGAUGGAAGAGAAGCCCUACGACCACACAGCUGAACUCUGGUCCUUGGGCUGCAUUCUGUACGAGCUCCACAUGGGGGUGCCGCCGUUCUACACCAACUCCAUCUAUCAGCUCGUGCAGCUGAUUGUCAAGGAUCCGGUCAAAUGGCCAGAGAACAUGAGCCACGACUGCAUGAGUUUUCUGAAAGGUCUGUUAAAUAAAGACCCUCAGAAAAGGCUGAACUGGCCUGACCUGCUUCACCAUCCUUAUGUUGCAGACGGAGUCAUAGUUUUGCCAGAUGAGGGUUCAUGCAGCCCACUGACCAUAAUGCCCAGUCCCAUCAUCCAAGCCAUGAAGCAGCAGCAGGUGGCAGAGAAAUCUGUACCUCGUAGUGGAGAGAGCAAAUUACUGCGGAAAGCCAGAGAAAUGCAAGACAAAAAGCAGAAGAAUAGACAGGACCCGCUGAAGAACGGGAAAGCGCUUGUUAACAGCCAGCCUCGCACCAAAACUGCCCCGGCUGGAGAAGCCCCCACCAGCAACCAUUCAUUGGGCAGCACCUUUACAGUGUGUCGAAAUUCAGCUCAUCCACCAGCCAAUCAGGAUCAAGCCAAUGACAUUGGUGUUGCCAGGGUGAGUUUGGCUCUGUGUAAGGGUCCCAUCAGCAGGGACUAUGAGAGAGAGUUUCCUUCAGUGGAGGUAGGACCAAGGUUGAUGGUGAGACGGUCCAGACCUGGACGCACCAGCUUGGCUUCAGUUCGGCUGGACAGUGAUGAGCAAGAUGUUAACAGUGAUGAAGAGUGGCAGCGUUUGGCUGAAGUGACAGAUAACAUGUCUGUGCCUAUGGAUCCCCACAUCCAUCAGAAACUGAAGAACAAACUCCUGAUAUGCAAUGAGCAGCUUAUUAAUGGGAAGGUGGAAGAGCCUUCUACUGUUCUUCACCUCUUAAAGAUUCUCAGCAACAUUAUCCUGACCUCUGACCCUGCUGAUGCCAGGAGAAUUGGCGAAGAGAUAGAUGCACUUAACAUUUUAUUUAGUCUGAGUGAGGUGAUGCUUAGCAGUCCUGAAGUAAUGAAGAAGCCGUGGAGCGAAAAGGUGCUGGCAGAGCUGAUGGCUGUGCUGUUGCCGAUGUGGGAGAAUCAGCCUGACUGGCAAAUGAAGGAAAAGAGAGCUGAGGAUUUGUGCCAGCUGUUGAUAUCAUUAUUCCUCCAUCCCGACUCAAACGCUCUGGCACCACAAGCAGCAGCAGUCCUGAGUCUGUUUGUUCACUACGGCGUGUGUGUUAACAUCCACAUGGACAGAAUUAUGACUCUUCUGGAGGAUCUACUGUCAGGACCAGAGGAGCCUCAUUACCCUUUACCUCCUGGCUGGGGCAUGUGCGACGGUGUCCUGGCAUUAAUUUUUUAUUUUCUCUCUGAGAGUGAAAGCAGUGCUCUGAAUGAUUUUCUGAACUCUAAUGUUUGGUGUCACUUGUGGACUAAAGUUGGCACUAUUCUAGAAAGGACAGCAGUAAAGUCUGAUUUUCUCUCAGUUGAUGGUCUCUCUGCCCUUUUAUCUAUUGCUCUUUUGGCUUUCUCCAAUGAGCCUCACGACUCCCUUUUUCUGUUUUUUGAUGACGGCAAAAAAUUUAUUCGGACCCUUACUCGUCUCUUGACUACUGAUAGCAGCUCGGCACCACUUAAAAGGGGUCUCAUGUGGGGCGGCUCUGAUAUGAAUAGUCUAGCUCUGAUGAGCUGCCAGUUACUGUGCUUUCCGUUUGCUGUGGAGCUGCCCCAGGAGAAAAUGGCGGCGAUUCUCCACUCAUAUCAAAGCCUCAAUAUAGUAGAAGGCUUAGUUGAGGUGAUUCAGCUCCAAUCCCCUGCUCUGUUAGAGCUUCCGCUUUCUUUUUUGUGCCGUCUUUGCCUGUCCUUCCCCAAGUAUGCAGUUCCAAGCUUCAUUACUGCAGCACAGAACUGUGGGUUUCUUCCUCAAAGCACACCAUCAGACCAAACCCUAAAUAACCUUAAUCACUCUGGGAAUGCUGCAGAGCAGCCAAAACUUAAACGCACCCCACAUAAAAAACAAUUAGAAAAGAGCAGAACUGAUGGGAAUCACCCUAAAAGAACCACAGACAUAUUAAGUGGGAAUAUAAAUAAAAGCAGGGACACGAGGGAUCCUCCCAAAGCGCAAUCCAAAAACAAGUCUGGAAAGGUGAAAGGAAGAGGCUUUCAUUCAAAGAUCAAGCAUGAUCUAAAAAUUCUCAGCAUGGAACACCUUCAAGAUAGUAUAGAGCUAGACAGUGAAGGUGUGGAGGAGCUUCUAGACAGCCUGGAGUUUCACAAAGGCUUCUCAGAUCAUCACAGACAUCUCACAGCACAGCACAAGAGCAGGACAAGCUUUUUAAUAGACAGUUUAGAGCAACCCAACAACUGCAUGGGUCACACUACUUUAAUUAAGAGUUGUUCUAAGGCAUCAGAGGUCAUUGGUCAGCCUCCUCAACCUGAAAUUUGGACAGCAAGUUCUCUCUUGUCCAUGCUACUGCAGACUGAAUCGCUGUUUGGGUGUGCAGUUCAGCUUCUGACUCUGCUGUGUCAGACUUGCACACCUGGUUCAGCCCUCACUGCUUUGCCGGUGGACCCGGUUGUGCUGCGAUUUGCCCUACACCACUGUGAUGAUGGGGUCCGAGCAGCUGGCUGCAACCUCUUGACCUGCCUUGAGCCAGAUUUGGGACAGACAUCUACCAGGUCAAAUGCAGGACCAGACUGGACUAUUGAACCAGCAGUGUUUAAGGACUUGCUAAGUCGCUUGUCUGAUUCUGCGCCUUCUGUACGCAGAAGUGCCUGUAAGGCUGUGGUAAAGUGGCUAGGCAUGAUAAAAAGGACUGAAGUGUCUGAGUACAGAAGGAGAACCAUCAGUGCUCCAGCAGUAACAGGCAGAGGAAGAAUGAGGUUAAGGGUUGAAGGUAUCAGCCCUCAGAUGAAAGGCAACUCUAGCUCUCCUUUAAAUUCUAUAGGUAGUUGCAUAGAGGGAGAGGAGUGGCUCAAAGUCGCCAUGGGAGCAGCAUCUCCAGCAGUUUCCCUCCUCUCAGAUUCUGAUGCCGUCAUUCGGCGACAAGGCUGCAUCAUCCUGGGGAGCAUGGCUGCCAUUACCGGGGGUGAAAGAGCGGUGAUGAGCGCGGAUGCUCCCCAUCAACUUCUGCACCUUGCCCGCACCGACUCCCAUCAUGCAGUGCGACGGCAAGCCCUGUCCGCCCUGUGUGCAUUUACUUAAGGGGACGCACUGUAGCAGGUGAGAGGUGUGGGUUUUUCAUGCCUGUAUUGCGUAAUUAUUACCAACAAAAAGUAAUAAUAAUUUAAAACAUUUUUUAUGUUUUAGCCUUAUAAUGAGGCAAAUAUCUAGUACCAUAAUUUCACGUGCAGUAGCAAUAAAAUGCACAGCACUACUGCGCUCUACGAUCAGUGCAGCCCCAUAACAAUUACACUUACCCCCGGAACGCUUUAACGAAACGAACAGCGAACAGACACAUUUGAGAAAUAUUGCAUCAUUUUGACAAUUGUGCUGUGGGACUCGGAGAACAACAAGUGAGAACUCCUUACCAGCAUGUCUUACUCUUAUAUUCGAACUGCUUUUUCCACAAGGCUCUGAAGCCCAUUGAAGCUGAGCUUAAUCUCCACCAUAUAUCCCAGACCUCUUCACUUCAGAGCAAUUACAGAUGGAUGGGUCAAGCAGAGGCAAAACAUUAAUGUAGACUCAACACCACGGUAAAAUAUAUAUAUAUAGUGUAAUUAAUGUACUACCAGUUGAAUUAUUGAGUUUUCACUGGCACUGAGAGUGACAGAGCAGAUGUCAAUUAUCAGUUAUCUGAAUGUCAGUAAUUGUUCCUGUACAGUUUUUUUUUUUGUUUGUUUGUUUGUUUGAUUGGGGAAGAGAGUGAGGAUGGUCUUGGAUAAAGAUUAAUCCUGUACUUUAAGCAGUUUUAGUGACUGUGACUGGCCCUAAGCUGUGUAUGUUUGUGUGCAGACACUACUUGUAUAAUACAAAUGAGGAUUGAUUGUAGAAUUCUGUAGAACGAUACUCAUGAUUAAUAACACUCCAACAAUAAAUUUUUGACUGUUUUGUGUUUUUGUGA
Molecule: messenger RNA, 5690 nt
Organism: Clarias gariepinus (North African catfish)
Lineage: Eukaryota; Metazoa; Chordata; Actinopteri; Siluriformes; Clariidae
Gene: stk36
Product: serine/threonine kinase 36 (fused homolog, Drosophila)
Exons: 20
Coding region: 1097-4831 (1244 amino acids)
Biological process (GO): protein phosphorylation
Cellular component (GO): cytoplasm
Molecular function (GO): protein kinase activity; ATP binding
Source: RefSeq, a predicted model, not a curated record